AUGUCCUGUCUGCACCUCUGCGCCACCAGUGGCAGUGGCCAUCCUUUCUGGCCGCGGCCUUGUUCAACCGUCGGUUCAUCAGUGGCGCAUGUCUCGUCCCCCAGGGACCCCCGCCACUUCCCGGAGCGCUGCCGGAGACUGCCACGCUUCUCCCAAAUCUCCAACCCCAAAUGCCACAGCGGGGAACUGGUGGUGGUGUCGAGUGCUCAGAUGCACUUGGGGGGCACGGGAGGGACCCUCGUCUACCCCGACGACCACUGGGGAAUGUGGACCGCACUCUUCGCGGCGGGGGCUCUCGGGCUGUGGUCCGAGCGGAGGACUCGGCUGGGGAGCACGCUCAGCGCCGCGGUGGUGAGCACGCUAGUGGGACUCGCCGCCAGCAGCCUGCGCGUGCUGCCCAGCGAGGGGGCGCCGGCGUACGGCGUGGUGAUGGAGUACCUACUUCCCCUGGCCGUGCCUCUGCUUCUCUUCAACGCGGACCUCCGCCGCAUCAUAAGCUCCACCGGGAUGCUGCUUCUGGCCUUCCUCCUUGGAUCAGGUAGAGGGAGGGACCUCUUUCUUUGCCACUAUGAAUCCACUUAUAGUGUUACUGGACGGCAGGUAAAAUGCUAUUCUGUUCUUUCUGUGUAGCGCCAAGAAAAUGGGCGUCUUUGUUCUUCAUAUAACCUUUUCUCAACAAAAAAAGAAAAAGAAAAGGAUAAGAAAAGAAAAGAAAAGAAAAGAUUCUUGCUUUCUCUCUGGUGGAUUUAUUAUCUGAUCUCUCUGUGUCUUCUGCUAUUCCUCAUCAUCUCUAAUGGGAAAAAGCCUGCUGGAGAAAUCAUUUGGAACUUCAUAUCUUCUUCUUCAUUAUAGCUGAAAUGAUAAAGAAUUCAACUUAUGAUGUCGUUUCUCUUUGCCUUUGUCAUUUAAUCCACUGGUAUAUGACGAACAAGGAAAAAAGCUCACUGAAUGGUUUACGGUACAAUAUCAAGGGGACGCAAAAAUUCUGUUUUUCAGAAUAAUUAUCCAGACACAAUAAUGUCCAGUCGAUCCAUAUUUGAUCCUAGCUGUAGGGGAUGAGAAGAGGUUAGUACAUCAAUUAUAUUUUCAAUUGCUUCUCAAGAAGAGCUCGGUUGGAUGAAGAGAAAAUGAAGCGCAUGUCAUGACGCAUGAAAAUCCUUAUUAAGAUAACAUCCAGUGCGUGUGCAGUAUCAUAUUAAGAGAGCGUUUGGAGACUUCGGUCUGGUUUGCUAGUAAACUGUUGAAUCUCACAAGUAAUAUGAAUAGAUGGGUAGACUAUUUUCGUCUAAUUUGUCGUUGGGGAAGAUAUGCCCAUCUUUCGUUUGCCUGGUCCUGAGGAUCAUUAAUCGAAUUUUUAGCUGGACUGAAUUGAUCAUUCGAGAUUGAAAUAUAUUCUAUAGUUCAAGCAUCAGCUCUGGCAUCGGGGAUCGUCUGGUUCUAUUUUGCUCAUUUUCCCUGUGUUAGAAGUAGAUUUUUGAGCGCCCGAGUUCAUUCUACAAGACUUCUCCUGUGAUUAAGUUUUGUGUAUGAUCUGUAUAUAUAGAGAGAGGUCUUUUGUUCCUGAUAAAAUCUUGCUUACUGAGAACUUGUGCCAGUUGCAUUAUUAGGUGACGGAGUGAAAAUGAUGACAGCUCUAGAGCUAAUUAUUUGAUACAGAGAAUGGCGAGUUUCUCUUUUUGUCUCCACUGUGGCAUUGACCUGCGAUUUAUGAAAUUCUCAAUUUUCUUGAUGAGCGUCAAAAGUAACAGUUCUGUGGAGGAAAUUAUUCGUUAUUGUGUCCCACUGAUCUUCUAUCAUCUUGCUUUCUUGAAAGGAACUGUAGAUGAAGGACGAUUCAUAUCUGAACUGAUGGUGGACCAGACAAAUUUGAUUUCUUCUCUGCCGUGUCAAGCUGUUGCCUCCACAGAUUGUGACUAAAAGAAUUGAAGAGAAACUGUCCAAAGGACAAAGACCAGCACGAGUAUUGAAAAAGUCAGGCUCCAGAGAUUGGGUAGACUAGGCUAAAAAGCCAACUUGAAUGAAACCAAUGGUAAUCUUGAUCUGGUACGCCUGCAAGAAAAGGAAAAGUAUAGGGACUCGGUCCAAGGGAUAAUAACCUGGACCUGCAAUCGUUCAUUCGAGCCAAAGUAAUGCAUUUGGAACGUGGGUCUGGAGUCUUUUAUGGCUUUAAGCACGAGUCAUGUGUAUGGCAAGAAGGCUUCUUUUCGAAAACUAAAAAAUCGUGGUUCUAUAUUUUUGUAGUUGCUAUUUCUGACUUUUUUUCGUUUAAUCUUAAACAGCCUCAAGAUUUUCGAGAGUAAUAUUGCCUUAGGUCUAGUAGCUUGUUGAGAUAUCAGUCUCUGAGUUAUCCGUGCCCACUGCCAGUGUCGGUGGUGGUGAUGGACUGUAGUUACGUUCCUAAAAAUGUUUUUUUGGCUGCUAUCGCUUGCAUAUAGCCACUGUGUCCUUGUCCCUACCUUCAGCGUUGGGGAGGCCCAACUAGUUCUUGCACUCUCUCUUCCUCAUUACUUCAGACACGUCACUCCCCUUGCUCAAUCAUCUCUUUUGCUGCUAUGUGCAUGUUGCCUGAUCAAUGACUGCUGCCAUGACACACCCAUGCCCCUGCUAUGCUCACUCCUGUGAUACUUGGGAAUGUGAAGGUUGGAUGAAAUAGAAUGGCGGGAAAGGGCCAGGAAAAGGGUUGGACAGGAGGGAAACAGAGAGGAGGAGAGGACGCCUAGAAAAAGAUGGCUAGGGACAAAUAGCAUGGAAAAUAAAUGUGGGCUUUAUGGGCUAGUCCCUACUUAUGUUUGAACUUGGCUUGCAUCGUAUAUGGGGCAAGCUGGGUCUAAAAACUUGUCUGGGAUGGAUUUUGAGGCCCAUGACUGGGAAAAAAAAAUAAAAAAUAAACCAAGCUACGCUUUGAGCUUACCUGGUCCAUUACUCUCCUUGGUCUAAUACUAGAAACAAAUCAGAGCAAAGCAAUGCUAUCCAUGUCUGGAAUACUGUGGAGAGAUUCGUAUUCAAGGUGAAAUUAUAAAUAAAGUGAUUUAUCAAUAUCGUGUAAUAGGAAUUUCCUCAAACAGUCUUGUCCAUCAUCUUUCAUGACUGUAAGUCAUAUACGAAAUCGAGGAUAAAAUGUUGCUCUCAUGGAUGUAUGCACAAUAUUAUGACAUCCUGCAUGAGAAUUUUUCCCCAUAUUGGUUUAUCCUCGAUUUCCUAUUGGAUGAUGUCAUUCAUUAUUCUAUUCGAUUUUUCUGUUUUUGGAUAUUCAAAUUUAUGAUGGGAUUCUCUUCAUUGAAUACUGCACGUGUUAAAAUAUACUGCCCAUACUGUCUUUUAUUGGACGAACGAAAUACUAUUUAUUGUUCAGUACCAGACCUAGAAUGCCUAUUUAAUUUUAUUGUCAAUGGUAUCUCUAAGUUUACCACAAGUACCUUGACUCUAUGUUUUUCCUUUGACUUUUUUUCCUAUUUCAACUGUUUUUGGUUACAGUUUCAACAAUAAUUGGAACAAUAAUAGCAUACCUUCUUGUCCCAAUGCGACCACUUGGAGCGGACAGUUGGAAGAUUGCUGCGGCUCUCAUGAGUAGUUAUAUUGGCGGAUGUAUGUCAAUUUAAUGAUUUUUUCUUCUUGUAUUCAGUUCUUUUCUCUGGAUAUAUUUUAGGGCUAUUUCAAAAUAUUGAAAGCUCGAUAAUUUUAAAUACUUUCGAAAUGAAGUGAAUUUUAUGGUACUAAAUUUCAAUGAUAAGUGUCAAGGUGAAUUAUAAUAGCUUUGUUCAUCAUUGCAUACACCAUGGGCAUUGAGUCUAGGAAGCUUUGUUUGGAAUGUGGAGACUUGCAAUGUCAAAAGUGAAAGACUAACAAGCAUAUACCUGUGCUUCAGUGUUCCUUUAUGCUUGUCCAUUCUCAGACUUUAUGUUGAUUGUUGGAUAGAUCUACAAUAUUUAUUUCAAGAAGCUUUGUUCACAAUUCUAUAAACAUUAGUACUCAAGAUGAAAGAAUUUACGGAUAUACACGUGCUCCAGUUUUUACUUUUAUGCAUAUUUACUCUGUGACGUUGUGUAGAACCUCGUUCUUAUAGCUGUACAUUCUAAAAACCCACCCAUUUCAAUAUAACAAACAUCAACUCUGGUCUCAAGUUGUUUAUUCUUUUGUUUCUCUCAUUCAUAGCUAUUCCCUCAAAUUUAUUUCUGAAUCAAGACAACAUCAUGUACGUAAAGAAGAACAUAUAAAAUUCAUUUGCAUUCGGCAUUAUUUACCUCUUCAGAAUGUCUGUACACUUGAUUUGAGUGGGAAAUGGGAAGAAGAAGAUUUCGUAUAUCGCUGAUGAAAUCACCAUUUUCUAAGAGUGACGAGAAGGUGAGAAAUAAUGACCCAUUUAGCACUUGCAGGAUGUUGGAGUAUAUGGGGGUGAUACCUAAAUCUUUGAAUGUUGGCUUCAUUUUAUUCCGUCAUUGAACAAACCUAUUGGUGAUUCUUGGAUGUGUAUUCAAAGGAAUGUUGCUUCAAAAUGAAGGUAACCCUUGAUCGAGAUAUUACAAGUGAAGGUGGCCAUCUAAAUGCUCCUAAGAGAAUCGGCCCCAUGACACUGUAGCAUUUAGAGAUGCCUGCCAACAAUGUGAAACUAUCAAUAUUGAUGCCAUUUAUGUGGGGAAUUCGAAGAAGCAUCCAAUAUGCUAUAAAUAAGAUGGGUAGGAUGCUCAAGAUGAGCUCCUUUUCUGGAAAAUGAAUUAUAUUUAUUACUUUGAUGCGGUCAUGUACAGAACUCGCGGUCAGCACUAUAUUAAAAGUCUUAGAUAGUGUAAAAUUAGGUCUUAGGGAUCUAAUCAAUUUGAUCUUUUUUUUUUCUUAAAGUGCAUAUUUAGUAGCUAUCAUUUUCCUGAUCACUAUCUUGUUGCUGUUCCUUUGAUGUCUGGUUCAUAUUAUUCCUUUCGAAUUUCCGCUUAGAUGUUGCCGAGAGUUGGACUGUCUGAAGCAAGAAAGCUAUACAGCUCUCUUUGUAUUUUAUCAUUGAUUAAUGAAUUCUCAGAAAACUUUGAUAAUUAAAAAUCCAUGUGACAUGAUUAAAUUUAAAACACAAUUCACAUAAAAGAAAAGAUCAGGGUGGGUUUUGUAACAGAUUGUUCUAAAUGAAGUAAUAUAAUCGAAUUCAGAUGAAUAAUACCUCGUCCUUAAGGCUGAAUGCUAAUAACGUCGAGCACUACACACGAAGCUAUGUGGGUGGUACCAAACUUGGGCACAACAAGUACGAUUUGGGGAAAUACUGGAGCCACAUUAUUUGCCACGUUGUUGGCAUGGGUUGUGAGUACCAUUGUAAUAUUUGCUUGGAUUGGUUCCAUUAAAGACUAAGGAGGAUGGAAAUAAUUAGGAGAGAAAUCGAAAUGAAUGACCUAAAUGCCGGCAGCUCCAGCUGGUUUUGACUUGCCAUGAGUACAUCUAUUUGAGGUAGGGACUUGGUUGAGUGCAGAUGAGUAGUAUAUUGAAAGAUAGAACAAUGGGCUCUUCAUCACCUAGACCCAACAAUGGGAUGCAAGGGUAAGGGUAGCCACAAGGUGACGACUGAAGAGUUGUCUAUUUCAUCAUAUAGAAGAGGGAAAUUACUUUUUGAAGUGGGUAUCCUGUCCUCAGCAUCACAUGCUUAUCUCUAUUUUCUUUUGAUUUCUUGUUAAAAUAUUUUUUAUAGAUGUUCAUAUGAGUUAUAUCUAUUAAGUGUAGCAUUAUUUUAAUUACUUUGAGUUGAGGUGUGAAGAUGCACACUAAUUGGUGUAUAAUUUAUGUAUUUUUUAACAUUGAUGCCAUGUUAUGACUAUUAAUGAUAUAAUAUGAUUAAACUUUUGUCUCUAUGAGAGUUACAUGUUAUGACUAUUAAGCUAUGUAAAACGUAUAAAUAUUGACUCACUUUUAUUACUCUGUAAAUUGAAAGAUUAAAUUUAAAUUAAGAUACAUAAAUGAAAAGGAUACGUCUCAUUUUCUUAUCAUUAAUAAUUGCAUUGCCUUUUCUUGGUAGUAACUUUGUGUUACAUUUUGUCUUUAAUUUUGAGAUGCCAUGGGUAUGUUAUCUCAACUGUCUUUUACUGCCAUAUCAUAUGACAGAUAUGUCAUCAUGUUUCCUUUUCCACACAAAGAGAUAAUACAAUUUAAAUUCAUUAAAAAUGUAAAAUUCAUAGUCUAAUAAUUGGCAUAUUUACACCUUUCACCUAAUAAUGAUUUAUCUUUUUUUAUUUCGUUUUUCUCCCUUUGAUUCUUAAUUUUUGGUUUAUAAUCAAUAUUCUGCCCUCUCUUUAUGGGGCUCGUGAGAUUUAUUGGCUUACUUGGUGUCUAUUUUGAAGAUCUCUUAUUUUCUAAGGUUAUUGCAUCCUUAAUAAAAAGAUGUCGUUAUUAUCGCCUGCCUUUUGGCUCUGUAUUUUCUACUCAAUGUUUCUGUUGUCCAUGUUUAACUCCUGUGAAAAAGUCGUUCAACAGGUAGUAUCGGAUUAAGCACAAUGAAAGGAAGACGUUUUUAGAUACCUUUUCAGCCUAAUUGUGACAUCUCUAUAAUAUUAUAAUUUAAGUAUUGUGAAACAUCAUGAUGGGUUCUUGAGAUUAUGGAAAUUGGAUGAUAAGUUCCUCCUUUACUCUCUUGAGAUGGAAGAUUUACACAGAUAUUUUUGGAAUUUAGGACCUUGGAGGAACUUUAUUGUUAUCCGCUUAGGGUUGGGAGUCGUGAUCUUUUUAUUUGUCCUUGCAUGAGGAAGUAGGAGAAUGACCAAGAAGGGCAGGUGAUCAUCUUUGAAUACUUUUACCAUUCAGUGAUGUACUAGCCCCAUAAAUCAAUCUAGCAUAUUUAAGCAAACUUUUGAAUGAAACAAAAAAAUUGAGUUUAGUCUCUCGGCUAAAUAUAGUUAUAGUAUCUUGGGUUAUUCUUUUGGUUCAUAGUUGUUAGUGCACACUUAUGACCCAUUUAAACGAGGGAUUUGAUAGUUCAUUCACACGUAUAAGGAGCACUGAGUUUGCCAAAUGUUUUCAGCACAAUUUGUUGCAAUCCACAUGGUUUUCUCAUUUGAUAAAUUCUCAAAAUCUUCAUAAAGUAUUGUCUAACAAUACUUUAUGAAGUAUUAUUAGAUAAUUAUUAUGAUAAUUUCAUUUUGACACCUUUCAAAUGCAAGUUUAUUAGAUAAUAAAACUAGAAGACAUUACCUGUUUGAAACUAUUAAAACGAGCUCCUUUUUCAGUUUAGGUGAUUCUUUUAAUAAUUUUUCCAAUAGUUUUAUCUGAUUGAUGAUGACAGCUCCUUCUUCUGAACUGAACCCUAUUUUUCUUUCACCAUGGUGGAUGCUUUCCUUCUGUUUGUUACAUAUAUAUGAUUCUGUACUUAUACAGCCCUCUCUGGUAAAAAAAUCAGCUGUCAACUAUGUUGCUGUCUCAAAGGCUCUUGGUGUUUCUUCAUCGGUUAUGGCAGCAGGAGUUGCCACAGAUAAUAUUAUGUGUGCGAUAUAUUUCUCUGUUAUAUUUGCACUGGCAUCGAAUAUAUCUUCAGAGCUCUCAUCAUCUAGAAAGGGUGCGCCAUCAUUAUCUUCUUGCAAUCCACUCAUCUCUGUCAUGCAUAUUUGAUGAUAUUUUUUUUUGUCCAGUCUCUCGUGUCCUAUUGAUGUACAAAUAACUUCACUAAGUAUUAUCUUCUUGGAAUGUACUAAUGACUAAAUAUUUAUCCAUCAUCAUUGUUGGUGUUUAUAUGUGAUGUUUUCAUAUCUUCUGUCUUUCUUGUAUAAAAGAUGUGCAACAAUUACUAUUUGAUGCUCUAUCUUACUAAAUUUAAAUUUUCUUAUCUGCCAUCAUCUGUAAGAAAUAAAGAACUCUGUAAAACGCUGCUUUUAUUAUUUUUUGUUACUGUCUUUGUGCUAUUUUUAGGAAAUUUUAAUAUCCUAUCAUCUCCCAUGCCAAAACACAAUAUGUUUAUAUUUCAGUGGUGUCAAUUUUGUGAAGCAGAAGACACAUCUCUUCAAUGGUGUAAAUGGCAGUGUUUUUUUUUCUUUAAUGAAUGCACUGGAUAAGGCCACAAGUUAGGAAAUAACCGUUUAUCUUAUAGAUUUAAAUCUUUCUUGGAGAGAUUUUCGGUUAUCAGGGAAAAAUAGAUGCCUAUUUUAUGAAGACAGCAUUGCUAGUUUGGUAGAUUUAUUUAAUGUCACUGACAUCUGCAACCAUUCUUGUAGUAAUGGAAUAUGAUCGACAGGCGAGUGAAAAAAUAUGAAAGAGUUUUUAUAUUUUAAAAACCCAGAUGAAAACAACGGACCCUUAUGGCUGAUAGCUCUUCCUAGGAUGUUUUUGAGGGACCACGUAGUUUAUGGCUCCCAGGUCAAAGAUCUUGAACCUCCUCUCCUUGCACACCCCCCAGGGCCACUUGAGCACCCCGGCGGCAUCUUACUUAGUCAUUCUUAGCUCAUCUGUUUUAAACUUGGUCAUGUCUCUUCACAGAAUUUCAAUUCCAUUUUACCUUGUAUGAACUAUUGAAGUGUUGAAUAUUUGCAGAUUGUUCAGUGGGCGUUGUAUCUAAAUUAGGAGAGAACCCCUCGGUUAUGCAAUUUGCUAUUGCUCUCUCAUUAUCCUUUGCAAUAUGCCAAGUCUCUACUUUUAUCUCAACGGCUUUGGGAAUUCAAGGGGGCAGCCUUCCAUGUGUAACUGUGGUUUCUGUCUUCCUGGCUACACUAUUUCCUACACAAUUAUCUAUCCUAGCACCUGCUGGAGAAACUUUUGCUGUGAUCCUGAUGCAGGUACAUCUUCCGAAAUGGAAUGGCUCAAGCAAAUGCAUGAAUAUUUAUUUUUAAAUUUAGGAGAUUUUUGCUGUAGAUAUUUCUGGUGACAGUGAAGUUUGAAAGUGUUACAAUUUGUUGUGUGACAGUAAUCCGUCAGGAGGAAUAAAGUUUAAUUGAACUUUUAGGUGUCCACGUUGGAAAGUAUUUUAAUAUAUUAUUUCCCCUUUCUGACUCUUAAACAGAAUGGAUUCCUGUAUAUAAAAGCCGUCUCGUUAUUUCUUUGUUUUUAUUCUUCACACUCUGGUGUUUUGUCUCUGCCGUUCCAUAUGGUUGAUGAUCAUUUUUCUGUGUCAUGGGAAAGAAGAUGCAAACACAAAGAGGAUGCUAAAGGCAAAGGAUAAGACAAGUAAACUAAUAAUAUAGGAAGUGACCUAGAACUCGGAUAUCCAUAGAAAUAUGAAAAACAUACUAACAGUUUCCUCUCUUAUUGGGGAAUCAUGUAUGACAUUUUCUGGAUAUCUGAAAGAUUUUCUACACUGAUCAUCCCAUUAUGAGUCUUAUGGAAUUGCCUAAACAAAUUUUGCGGCAUCCCACAUUGUACUGUUGAGGGCAUUAUGUCUCACCUCGAAACUCUUUGGGGAGAUGUUUCUGUUUCCAGAAAAUAACGAAAGAGGCUAUUGUGGAUGUCCCUCCAGCUCUUUUGAGUUCUCUGUGUGAUGUCUUCAUAUCUUCAUCCAAUCCCUCUUUACCUCGACUGAUCUUUUUUCUUUUUUCUUGGGCACAUUGAAUCUUCUGAUUCUUGUUACUUAAGGUACCAACCACCGAAGCCUCUGGUUGAGUUGUAUUUCUUCAUUGUGCAGUGAUGUAGAAGAAUUAGAAAAAAAGGGAAUGACAGGUUGCUCUGUCUUUCAAAUUUGAUUUUUGGUAAUUUUCAGAGGCGCUUGUGAAUCAAGGGUUUCCACAUGGUCUCUCUAGAUAGAAAGAUACCCCUCUCUCUCCGUGGAUCAUACAGUGUGAUAAACUACUAGAGUUCAUUAAAUCUGAUCUUUCUUCAGUGAGAUUUGAUCGAUGAAGUCUCCUGAUAUCCAUCCCAGAAAUGUAGUGCCGCAAAAACUAUACACAUUUAGUUGUCUUUUCCAAACUGAUCCCAGAUACUUUCAUCUGCAUCCUUUUCUUAUCUUUGACAUCAUAAAACAUUAAACACUUCAUUUUUCAAACGAUUCCAAAACAGUAGUAUUUGCAACAUUCCCCAUUCUUUUCACCACUUAAUCUCGAGUUGGAUUUGAUCUUUUUUUGAAUUAAUUUUUGAAUUAUCUUUUUUUCAACACUGUGUUAAACAUUUCCAAAAUGCGUAUGCAGCUGUUCUUCACUGUCAUUGGAGCGAAUGGUAGUGUGUGGAAUGUGGUAAACACAGCACCAAGUAUCCUUGCCUUUGCUUCUAUCCAAUUGUUUAUACAUCUAUCUUUGAUACUUGGUGUUGGGAAACUCCUCGGUUUUGAUAAGAAGUUGUUGCUCUUGGCCUCAAAUGCCAAUGUUGGGGGACCCACAACAGCCUGUGGAAUGGCUACGGCUAAAGGAUGGGGUUCUCUUGUUGUACCUGCUGUUCUUGUAGGUAUUUUAGGGAUAUCAAUGGCUACAUUCCUUGGAAUUGGUCUUGGAUUAACUGUUCUGAAAAAUAUGUGA
Molecule: messenger RNA, 10394 nt
Organism: Spirodela intermedia
Lineage: Eukaryota; Viridiplantae; Streptophyta; Magnoliopsida; Alismatales; Araceae
Source: the annotation of a GenBank genome assembly